AUGCUACGCGGACCUAAUAGAGUGCCAUACGCCGUCAGGUACAUUGUCCAUUCCGCUCGUACAGCUUCUUAUCAACUUCAGCUUGAAAAAUCAGUGGAAAAUAUUUACGCACUUCUUGAGGCAAACGAUAGACUGUCUUAUCUUUUGGCACAAUAUAUUCCGGAACCAGCUAGGAAUGCUUUCAUCGCAAUUCGGGCUUUCGCUCUCGAAAUCAACAAGAUAACUGAUGGUGGUAGUAUGGAUGGCCGUGCCGCCAAAGCGCUGAAUCAAUUGAGCAAGUCUACUGGAAUGACCACAGCAGACAUGAAAUUCAAAUUUUGGAGCGAGCUUUUGGUCAAAUCGUUUUCUGAUAAGGAUGAUAUAGGUGAGCCUGUAGCGUUUUUGCUACGUGAUGCGCUUAGAAAUGGUCUCAAUUUGGACAUUGUCUAUUUUCAUCAAUUCUUGCAAACAAGAAGGCAUUUUCUCAAAAGCCAGCAAUUUUCAACGGUCUCAGAUAUAUGUUCGUAUGGGGAAGGGACAUACUCGCAGCUUAACUAUGCCACUCAGUCGAUUCUAUUAUCACCUCAAAUUUCACCUUCUGUUAUUCACAUGUUGGAGUUGUCAACAACGCUUCAAAGUAAAGUCAGCGAUAUUGCCGCUCAUAUUGGCCAGGCAACUGCAGUUAGUUCAAUGAUUUUAGGGAUGAACUUUUACGCUUCAACAAGAAACCAAGUGACACUUCCCGUUAAUAUCAUGACCAAGCACGAGCUAUCUCAAGAAGCGCUCUUAAGAUUGUCUCAAGGACACACAAAAAAUGAAGGAGAGAUUAAAGACACCCGAGAUCGGUUGAAGAAUGUUAUCUUCGAAACAGCAAUUACUGCCAAUGAUCAUCUCCUUUCUGCGCGGCAAAAAUUGAAGCAAGUCAAAGAGGACAUUGCCGAAAUUCUUGAACAAAGACCAAGAGACACUUUACUUAUCACAAACAGUAAAAAUUGGAGAAAAGGGCUACCAGAUGUCAUUUUUGUUCCUUUUAUGCUUGCCAUUCCAACUUCUCUUUAUUUACAACGGCUCGAGAAGCAUGAUUUUGAUGUAUACAGUAAAAAACUUCAGCACAAAGAGUGGAGGUUGGCAUGGAACUCUUUCAGAAAUUAUUACCAAAGGCGAAUUUGA
Molecule: messenger RNA, 1149 nt
Organism: Metschnikowia bicuspidata var. bicuspidata NRRL YB-4993
Lineage: Eukaryota; Fungi; Ascomycota; Pichiomycetes; Serinales; Metschnikowiaceae
Exons: 1
Coding region: 1-1149 (382 amino acids)
Biological process (GO): biosynthetic process; mitochondrial respiratory chain complex I assembly
Cellular component (GO): mitochondrion
Source: RefSeq, a predicted model, not a curated record